Messenger RNA from Hydatigera taeniaeformis, 507 nucleotides. Lineage: Eukaryota; Metazoa; Platyhelminthes; Cestoda; Cyclophyllidea; Taeniidae. The record is from the annotation of a GenBank genome assembly.
CUGGAGCUCUUUUGGUCGUUUGUCUACUCCGUAAAAAGACAUGAGAAUCGGAAAUUUUGCCAUUCAAUAUUUAUUAAAAAGAGGAAGGGAAGACUAGGCAAGUCGUAUCUUUCUUACUCUUUAGAACUUCCACCAAUCCCCGGCGAACCUCGUGUGCUAAGUCAGCUCAAGCCGGGUGAAGUGAGCCUCAUCUUUGACAGGCCACUUUCUCUCACCACUGUCACUGCUACCGCUGCUAUCACAAAGGCACCGGAUAUAGUUGCAUUCGUGGUGCAGUGGAUCGAGAGUCGCUACUUUCUGCGCGAUUACCUUAACUCUCUCUCACCGGAUAUUGCCGCCGCUAUCCACUCAAUUGGCAGCAGCAGUGUCCUCUUUCCACCCCAUUUGUCCGCUGCGGUACCCACUGCCAUUACCGAAGCUGGCAGUCAGGUAGGCUUUAGGGAGUUACCUUGGCAGGGUCAGUCGUCUUUUCUCAGGCAGGAAAGGUCUCUUUUAUGUUCUGCAUAA